AUGCAUACACUCUACUUCCGUAACCUUCCUCUCAAUGUCGCAAGGAGCGCUUUUCGCGAUGCGGUUGAAAAGUUUGUGGUCAACAUGUACGGCGAAGGUGUAGAUGCCCCUAAGCCGAUCAUCGAUAUGGUAAUACUGGACCGCCCUACUUCAGAGAAAAAGCACGUGGGCUUUGGAGCGAUCCAGUUUGCGGAUGAGAAAACUAUGGAAAUGUUUAUUGCAAGGCUCAAAACAGAGCCAAUGAUGUUUGGUCAAGAGGCAGUUGCCUUUUCUCGGGAGCAGCCGCCUAAUCUGCAAGCGUCCAGCUCCGGCCAAUCCGCCAAUGCUACUCCAGCUUCUACCUCAGGACCCCAACCGACUUCUUCAAAGGAUCGCCGAUCACAAUCUAGCAAGUCUACAUCAACUCAGGCAUCCAAAAAACGCGAUAAUGCUCAGCCUAGUGCUCCUAAUCGGCCUGUAAUGAACCUCAAUCGAGUCAAGCAUCCUCAAUUUGAAAAAAGGGAAGUGCGCCUACCCAAUAUCAAAUAUCUCCGUAAACUCCACCACCGACUUUCAAUCAUCGGGCAGCACCUGCGUCUCGAAACACUGGAAUUUGGCGUGUUACGCAAUUGGAACUUUUCAGUGGAGUACUCACGACCGCUUGUCGAUGAAACAGGCUAUUUUAUCUUUGAGGACGACGAAAAGUCGCUCCGGAUUAGUAUUGGGGGUUCCCACCAAGACUCGACCCAACCAAGCGUUGCGAUUGCAAUACAAACUAUCAACUAUGUAGCUCUGGGAACUGACGCAGGAAAAAAGUACAUGUUCCUCGCCCUCGCCCAAAAUCCACACUUCGAACUGGGUGACAUUUCUCGGCCGACAACCGGAGUCGGAAAAUUCGAUGUGCGACGGAGUCGAAACCGACUCUCUGCUCUGGAUGAGCGACACGAGCGUGUCGCGCCAUACACCUCCAGGUGGAUUAAACUCACAUUUCAUGAAGAUAGCAUAGCUCCCACAGCAGAAAUGUGUCAAAUGGCUGGACUUGGAGAACCCGCGAUGGACCCCCCACUUAGCUUUGGCAAACUUGACAUGUACUCUGCACAUAACAUCGCCGUCGUUGAAAAGUGGUUCCAAGGAGGCUCUCUGGACUUCGAAGUUGCCUUUCAAAUCGAAGCUCUCUUUCGGAAUGCUGGCAAAGAAGUCCAAGGACCAGGCCGCGAUGCACUGAGAACAUUCAGGGCAGAAAUACAAGGGGCUGGUGCUCGAAAGUCGUUCAACGAUUUCGAGGAUAAAAAUGUCGUUGAAGAGUUCGAGGUACAUGUUCGCAAGAGCGCCGAAUCAAUGCCUUGGGAAAAAAUAGGGAUAUCCAAAGCAAGCUUUAUGUGUUACCACGUGAAGAUCACUCCCACCGCCGUGCACUUAAAUGGACCUCUUGAAGAGCAAUCGAAUAGGGUGAUACGCCGAUACCCUGGCUAUGAAACGCACUUUAUUCGAGUUGCGUUUACCGACGAAGCGGAUGGUCGUGCCCGCUUUGAAUACGAAGUCGACACCAUGGCAUUCACUCAGAAGAGAGUUGGCAAGUUUCUCAAGAACGCAAUUCGGCUUUGUGAUCGAGAAUACGAGUUACUUGGAUAUAGCCAAUCUGGUUUUCGUGAGAAUGCCUGCUUUUUCGUGGCACCAUUUGAAUGGAAAGACGAAAUCAUAAAUGGCGAAUACAUCCGCUAUAGCUUGGGAAAUUUUGACAAAGUCAUUGAUUGCCCUGCACGUUACGGUGCCCGUAUGAGUCAAGCAUUUUCUUCGACUAGCCAAUCCACUAUGCUCCAAGAAUCGGAGAUUAGGCACAUUAUGGAACUUAAAAAUAGGCGUGACGAGAUGUUCUCCGACGGUUGUGGAACCAUUAGCCGUGAACUUGCGAAAGACGUUUGGAAAAGCAUGCUUCAACACCUUCCACCCAGUCGUCAAGGUUUCCAUCACGAGAAUGAACUACCUCCGCCUGCGUUCCAGAUACGGAUAGGAGGAAGCAAGGGAAUGGUACGACUUGACCCCAAGCUGGAGGGACGAGUGCUCUGCUUGCGUCCUUCAAUGACAAAGUUUGAGGCGGAGCAUGACCUCUCCUUGGAAAUCGCCCGUGCGCCGUUGGUUGUGUUACUAUGGAGUGGGGGUGUCGAAGAUGAUGUCUUCCUAAAUCUGAUGAAAGAUAACCUGGCAGAGACGAUGUCAGGCAUGACGACACUUGGGGGGGCUGCGAAGUUACUCAUUGCAAAUCGUUUGGGAGUCCCUUUCCAAAUAGCCAGCACUCUUAAUCGAUUGUCACGCCUGAAGAUUGAACUCGGCCAAGAUGGCGUACGCACGUCGGGCUUGCACAAACUCUUGAAUGCCACACUCUUUCAUAUCAAGAGAGACCUCAAACACAAGUCCAGAAUCAAGGUCCCAGAUAGUUACACUCUCGUCGGUGUUUGCGAUGAGGAUGACUACUUGCGACCUCGUCAAAUAUAUGCUUGCGUUCAGCACUUUGACCAAAGGAGUGGGAAAGCCGAAGUACGAUAUCUAAAGGGUCGCUAUCUAGUCACAAGAAGUCCUGUCAUACACCCGGGUGAUGCGCAGGUGGUCUGGGCUAUUGGGGAGCCACCUGUUGAUUCGCCAUUUUAUGGAGAAGGAAACAACUUACCCAAUAUUGUUGUUUUUUCCUCCAAGGGACCAAGACCGAUCCCUAAUAUGUUGGGUGGUGGUGACCUUGAUGGGGUACGUAUCUUUGACCUAUACAACUUGAUUUCAGUUCAAGAACUCAUCCCUCGCUAUCGAUAUUGCCCAGCCAACUAUCCAACCCCAAGAUCGAAGAAGAUAGGAAGGAACAGUACCAUUGAAGAUGUUGCCGACUUCAUGGUCGAGUAUAUCUGCCACGACUCGCUUGGCAUGAUUGCUACCAAUCAUCUUGUCAUUGCUUCGACCUCGGAUAUGCGCGCUCGUGACGAAAACUGCAUAGUCAAUGCAGAACUGCAUUCCAGGGCGGUCGACUUUGUGAAGACCGGCUUUUACGUAGCGAACCAUCAAAUUCGGAAAGCCAAAUACGACAAGGCAUUCGACGAAACAACUGGGUUAGGGUUGAAGCCUGACUGGCAGGCCGGUCAUGGUCGUGACGCCAACGAUGGUCGCUAUUACCCUUGUGAUAGUGUCCUUGGUAAGCUGUUUCGUGCGGUUGAGCUACCCGAGGGAAACCCUGCCCGGGAAUCAGACGUGGAGGACCAAGUACCCACUACGAUCCGAAACCGUGUCGCUGGCUUUGUCGCGAGGUACAAAGACGAAAUCCAAGCCACAGUUAGCAGCUCCGAUACAGUAACCUUUAUCCAAUCCUUACUGUCGCGCUACACUUCCGAACUCAACCACAUUUGCGUCGCGCAUACAAUUUCCAGCGAGUCGGCGGAGCGGGUAUCAGAAGUUGAAGUCAUGCUGGGCACGAACUUGGAAGUAUCCUCAAAACCGGACUUGAUCGAGCGUAUGAAGAGUCUUACUCGCAACCUCACCAACACGAUACGGUACCAGCUUAAGGCAAAAGAAGAUGAAAGUAAUUACAUCUGGCUAGGCCGAGCUUGGAGGGCAUAUUUGCUCACAAGCAGCCUCGGCGACAAGACUUUUGGGGCGUUUAGUUUCAGCUGGCUGGCAUUGGACUCUGUACUCGAUGCCCUACAAACGAUUGAUGAAAAUUUCCUUCCUCAUACCGGACCAAUUCUUCCACCCUUCGCAUUUAUCCCAUCAAAGCGUCCUGAAACAGAUGAAAGUCUUCAUCCCCCGAAUUACGACACUUGGGAUGACUGGGUUGACGCUAUAAAAGAAGGUGACACUGAAAUAGAAACUGCUAAUACAGCAGAAGAGUAUGGCAACCAACAAAACGGCAAUGCUCGUGGUGUGGACGGGGUCGGGGGCGAGGAGGUUGGAACAACAACCGGCAGAACUCGAAUGGAAGCAAUAACGGAUACAACCGCAACGGUCGCGGCAAUGGCCCGGGCCAAGGGCCCAACAGCAAUGGACAAACCAAUGGCUCGGUCGGGGGUCGUAGGCCCGGCUACCGAAUUAUUGCUCCCAGUAACAUUUCCUUCUGAAAUGGGCUACAAUGAUGAGAACAAGCAUGUUCUGUAUAGCUCUCCACCCUUAUGUUUUGGAUGCUGCGUUUCUAACGAAACCGCCCCGAACCGGGUGUGA
Messenger RNA from Rhizoctonia solani, 4173 nucleotides. RefSeq names its product RNA-dependent RNA polymerase. Gene Ontology annotation, biological process: siRNA processing. The coding region runs from base 1 to 4173 and encodes 1390 amino acids. The transcript has 18 exons. The record is from RefSeq and is a predicted model, not a curated record. Gene Ontology annotation, molecular function: RNA-directed RNA polymerase activity. Gene Ontology annotation, cellular component: nuclear RNA-directed RNA polymerase complex. Lineage: Eukaryota; Fungi; Basidiomycota; Agaricomycetes; Cantharellales; Ceratobasidiaceae.